Messenger RNA from Thlaspi arvense, 1902 nucleotides. Lineage: Eukaryota; Viridiplantae; Streptophyta; Magnoliopsida; Brassicales; Brassicaceae. The record is from the annotation of a GenBank genome assembly.
AUUUUAGUGAAUCAGUAACAGAUUAACAUCAUUUGUUUAUAUAGCAACUUCGGUUCCAACUCUCUCCGGUUUCACAGAAGCCGCCAUGGAAGCCAUUAAUGUGCUUCAUCUGCUUCUCAUCCCUCUGUUUUUCACUUUUCUUCUCGCGCAAGCAACUGAUGUUAUCACAGCAAACCAGACUCUAAAAGACGGAGACUCCAUUGUUUCAAAAGGUGGCAGCUUCGAGCUCGGUUUCUUCUCUCCGGGAGGAUCAAGAAACCGUUACCUCGGAAUUUGGUACAAGAAAGUCUCUCUCCAGACCGUUGUCUGGGUCGCAAACAGAGAUUCUCCUCUCUACGAUCUCUCAGGAACUCUGCAGAUAUCUGGAAACGGGAGCUUACGCCUCUUCAGUGGCAGAAAUUAUCUCCUCUGGUCGUCAUCAUCUUCGAAGAAAACCAGCGUAAGAAACCCGAUUGUUCAGAUUCUUGAUACAGGUAACUUAGUUGUGAGAAACUCAGGGGAUGAUGAAGAUUACAUAUGGCAGAGUUUAGAUUACCCGGGAGACACGUUUCUUCCUGGAUUGAAAUACGGUAUCGAUUUCACAACUGGUAUAAACCGGUUCUUGACAUCUUGGAGAUCUCCAGAUGAUCCAUCAACUGGUAACUACACGAACAAAAUGGAUCCAAACGGCGUUCCGCAGUUUUUCUUGAAGAAAAACUCGGUUGAUGUCUUCAGGGCUGGUCCAUGGAACGGUCUAAGAUUCACCGGUAUGCCUCACCUAAAGCCUAACCCUAUUUACCGGUUCGAGUUUGUGUUCACGGAGGAAGAAGCUUAUUACACUUACAAGCUUGAAAACCCUUCAGUGAUCACAAGAAUGCAGUUGAAUCCCAAUGGAGCUUUGCAGCGUUACACUUGGGUCGAUAGCCUUCAAAAUUGGAACUUCUAUUUAUCGGCUCAAAUGGAUAGCUGUGAUCUCUACAUGUUGUGUGGCUCUUACGGAAGCUGCAACAUCAAUGAAUCUCCGGCUUGCAGGUGUUUAAAAGGUUUUGUUCCUAAAUCUCCAGAGGCUUAUUCUGCAGGGGAUUGGUCAGAAGGGUGUGUUAGAAGAGUGAAUUUGGGUUGUGGUAAAGGAGAAGAAGACUUUCUGAAGAUUUCAAAGUUGAAGCUACCAGAUACAAGAACAUCUUGGUAUGAUAAGAGCAUGAAUUUGAAUGAAUGCAAGAGAGUAUGCUUGAGAAACUGUUCUUGCUCGGCUUAUUCGCAUUUCGAUGUUAGAUAUGGAGGAAGAGGAUGUAUUCUAUGGUUCGGAGAUCUGAUUGAUAUAAGAGAGUAUAAUGAAAAUGGACAAGAUCUGUAUGUGAGGCUUGCUUCUUCUGAGAUAGAAAAGUACAAUGUCUAUGACGUGAAGUGGAAAAUAAGGAUGAUGCUCAUUAUAGUAUUAUCUACAGCACUGUUUCUUAUUUGCCUAUGCAUAGGUUUGACUGUCUUCAACAUGAAGAAAAAGAAACUUGCACCAAAAGGUAAAUGGUUGAAGGCGUGGAGACAACACGCAGAAGAUAAGGCAUGUGAGCUAAUCGAUGAAGCUCUCAAGGAGUCGUGUACCAAUAUUUCUGAAGUGUUGAGAGCGAUACACAUAGGUCUGUUAUGUGUACAACAAGAUCCUAAAGACAGACCAAACAUGUCAGUGGUGGUUCUGAUGCUGAGUAGUGAAAUGUUGCUUCUUGAUCCCAAGGAGCCUGGGUUUUACAACGAACGAAAUCUUUUGUUUUCUGACACUACAUCGAUUAAUCUCGAGGUUCCUUCCAAUAAUUUACAAACUAUGAGUGUAGUAGAGCCCAGAUAAACCUUGUAAUCCAUCUCUGUAUAUUACUAUAUUCUAUAAUCUGUUAACAUAUUUUUGAUGAAAUAUUACAAAGACGUCGG